This is a messenger RNA of Lodderomyces parapsilosis, 1698 nucleotides long. Its product is annotated as ubiquitin-protein ligase. The record is from RefSeq and is a predicted model, not a curated record. Gene Ontology annotation, cellular component: nucleus; cytoplasm; GID complex. Gene Ontology annotation, biological process: proteasome-mediated ubiquitin-dependent protein catabolic process. Gene Ontology annotation, molecular function: ubiquitin-protein transferase activity. Lineage: Eukaryota; Fungi; Ascomycota; Pichiomycetes; Serinales; Debaryomycetaceae. The transcript has a single exon. The coding region runs from base 1 to 1698 and encodes 565 amino acids.
AUGACAACAACACCACUACUAAACAUUCUCAUCCUGGAAGUGAAUCAAUUUGAUAAAAGUGGGGAGGAGAGUCUCGGUGAGUUACUAGAUGAUUCAAACACCUUUCUUCAACUGUUGAAAGACUUGGAAUCCGAUCUUAAAAACGAAGUGGAUGCGGAGGAAGAGGAGUCACAACAGGUGCAAAAUGGCGGGACCCACAACAACACCAAGGAGCAGAUUGGCGGAUUACUGAAACAGAUAGAUACAUGGUACAAAUCAUCAAUCAAUCGACUCAAGGCGUACAACACAGCCAACAAUAAAUUUCUGAAGAAUGUGCUUAAUAAUAGCAAGUUCGGAGUUAAUUUAGAUGACGCCUACAUAUACCCAUUGAAUAUGGAUAAUUACCCAGUGGGUGAUUUUGACUUGGACAAAUCAUUAAACGAAAUAGGGAUAAGUUCAAUCAAUCGAAUUCCGCCAGAAUUGGAAAAUAGGAGCAUUAGGCAAGAAAACCGACAAGAGUUGGUCAAGGCCAUAAUCUUACAUUUGCUAAAGAUUGGACAGAGUAAUAUUGUGCCUGCUAUGGUAAAACAAUUUUUGAAUGACCCUUCCAUUUCGAUAGACGAAGAGUUAGCUGAGAAGUUUAAAUUGCUCAACCUGAUUGUUGAUGAUAUCUGCAUCAAACAUGACUUGACCGACGCUUUGGGCUGGUUCGAAACUAAAUUCAACGAACGAGCUAUUAAAAAAGUGCCAUUGAUUGAAAGAAGUAGUACUUUGAGCGAAGUUGAGUUCAAGUUUCAUAUGCUUCAAUUUAUUAUAUUAUUGAAUGGGAAGGAGCUGAAAUUUACUGCCAAUGAUGCCCUUGAGGCGUAUUUCUACUCAAGAGAUCACUUUGGUAAAUUUUUGAAAGAUUACUUGAAUGAGCUAGCGCCAUUGAUGUCAUUGAUUCUUUUCAACUCAGACUCGGGAAUUGAGAAUUUUUCACGCCAAAAACAUAAGGAAACAGCCAUAAGCAAUUUCAUCGAGAAGCUAAAACAAGGAUUUUCAAUAGAGGCUGAGGAGGUGCUCAGCAAUGGGCGACAAAGUCAAGCGGAAUUUGUCACCGAGUUGCUCAAUAGUUUCAAUGACGUCCAUGAAAAUGACGAGCUAUUUGCCAACUUGUCUCAUGAUUUUGUUGCAGAAUAUUGCAAGAAUUUGAAAUUAUCCAGUGAUUCAUCUUUGUUCCAAAGCGUUUUAGCUGGCCAGAUAUACUUACCAAGCUUUUACAAAUACAAUCUGAUUGAGUUAAAGAUGAAAAAGUUUAAUGAUCGGGCAAAGUCCAGCCAGGUGGAGAAGGAGCUGCUGUCGUUGAGAAGCGUCGCAUCGUUUCAUUUUGAGUUACCAUUCCAACUACCGGACUCAAAUAGGUUCUUGUUCAAAAACCAUCCCAUUUUCAUUUGUCCAAUUACUAGGGAACAAUCUAUACCUCUUUCAGAAGUUAUAGAGGAGUCAAUAACGGUUCACAAUGAUGCAAAAGGUCAAAUAGAGACGAGAAAGAGGAAGCUUGCAGUUGAUAAUCCCCUCAAUACACAAGUGGUUGCCUUAAGGUAUUGCAAUCAUUUGGCAUUGAAAGAAAGCGUCUGGCACCUUUCAAAAAAGGGAAUUGAUGUAUUCAAAUGUCCCUAUUGUUAUAAGAAGCAUAAGUUUACUGAUGCAGUGGAUGCGUACUUUAUAGACUUGUAA